Molecule: messenger RNA, 763 nt
Organism: Jaculus jaculus (lesser Egyptian jerboa)
Lineage: Eukaryota; Metazoa; Chordata; Mammalia; Rodentia; Dipodidae
Gene: Birc5
Product: baculoviral IAP repeat containing 5
Exons: 4
Coding region: 52-480 (142 amino acids)
Source: RefSeq, a predicted model, not a curated record
GCCCGCGGGAUUUGAAUCGCGCGACCGUUCGCGUGGGUCCGUGGCGGCGCUAUGGGGGCUCCUGCGUUGCCCCCGGCCUGGCAGCUCUACCUCAAGGAUCACCGCAUCUCUACGUUCAAAAACUGGCCGUUCCUUGAGGGCUGCGCCUGUACCCCAGAACGGAUGGCCGAGGCUGGCUUCAUCCACUGCCCCACCGAGAACGAGCCCGAUUUGGCCCAGUGUUUCUUCUGCUUCAAGGAGCUGGAAGGCUGGGAGCCAGAUGACAACCCCAUAGAGGAACAUAAGAAGCAUUCAUCUGGGUGUGCAUUUCUCACUAUCAAGAAGCAGUUUGAAGAAUUAACCCUCAGCGAAUUUUUGAAGCUGGACAAAGAAAGAGCCAAGAACAAAAUUGCAAAGGAGACCAACAGCAAGCAGAAAGAAUUUGAAGAAACUGCCAAGAAAGUCCGCUUCACCAUUGAGCAGCUGGCUGCCUUGGACUGAACCCUUGCUGGGGAAGCUGGUCCGAGUGACAUGCCCUACCCAAACCACAUUCUCCAGCUUUCAGCCUUGCUCAGGACCCCUGACGGUCUCAUAGGAAAGCAGAACACUGAUACUUUGAAACUGGAUAUUUAACAUUACUUGCUUGAAAGUGGCCUUAACCUGUGCUGCUGGUGUGGUCACAGUCAUCCUUUGUCUAUGUGGCUUCUCUGCUGAGUCCUGGACUGAUCUCAGGAGGAGAGGAAGGGGGAGCAGGGCAGCGUCCCUGUGAUGGGACCUGAUUUGG